GGUCCAACAACAACUUUCUGUACACCCUGCAAUUAUUAAGUAAGUUUAGCUUUUUUGGAGCUAAACUCUGACCACCUAAAUCCAGUAUUUACUCCAUCAUUUGCCAAGUUUUUCACUGCAAAAGGUUGAAACAUUAAAGAGAGCUGAUCUGUUGUUCGGUUAACUACAGGAUGAAGAAGAAGCUGAUUAUUGAUGUGGACACUGGGGUGGACGAUGCUCAGGCCAUCAUGGUGGCCCUUGCGGCCCCCAAUGUUGAGAUUUUGGGGAUCACCUGUUGCUUUGGCAACACCCCCCUGGAGAAUGCCCUCAAGAACACACUGCGUGUCCUGAAAGUCUGCAACAGGCUGGAUAUCCCGGUGUAUCGAGGCUGCUCAGAGCCUCUCCUGGCCAAAAAACGCCAAGCUGGGGAUUAUCUGUUAAUGUACAAUCUUUAA
Oreochromis niloticus (Nile tilapia) is the source of this 434-nucleotide messenger RNA. RefSeq lists its product as uncharacterized. NCBI's taxonomy places the organism in Eukaryota, Metazoa, Chordata, Actinopteri, Cichliformes, Cichlidae. The transcript is spliced from 2 exons. Gene Ontology annotation, molecular function: hydrolase activity, hydrolyzing N-glycosyl compounds. The record is from RefSeq and is a predicted model, not a curated record. Bases 171 to 434 code for a protein of 87 amino acids.